AUGUCACAAAGUAGAAAGAAUCAACCAUUCAUUCCUGAGGGAUGGACUGCUCAGUUUGAUAAAGAAUAUCAGACAUGGUUUUUUAUUAACUUAUCAAAUGGGAACUCUCAGUGGGAACCUCCUAAUGGUACCAGUUGGAAAUUUGGAUCAGCUAAUGCUUCUGAUCCGAACGAACCUCCUGCCUAUGAUGAGGUGGUGAACGACAAUAAAAAUGGUAAACAAGUACAAACACAAACGCAACAGCAACAAUACCCACAGCAGCAGUUUCAGCAACAAUACCCACAACAGCCCUAUAUUCAACAACAAUACCCACAACAGCCCUAUAUCCAACAACAAUACCCACAACAACAGCCUUACUAUCAACAGCAAAAUACUCAAGGGAAAAGCAGUGGUAGAAAUAAUGCUCUAUAUGGUGGUUUGGCAGGUGCAGGUGUAGGUUUAGUGGGUGGUGCUCUCUUAUCAAAUGCACUAACCCCUCAUUAUUAUGAUGGCUACGGUCCAGGUUUUGAUGGUGGCUACGGUCCAGGCUAUGAUGGUGGGCUUGAUGGUGGGUUCGACUGUGGGUUCGACGGUGGGUUUUAA
This is a messenger RNA of Tetrapisispora phaffii CBS 4417, 582 nucleotides long. It is a transcript of the gene WWM1, whose product is annotated as Wwm1p. NCBI's taxonomy places the organism in Eukaryota, Fungi, Ascomycota, Saccharomycetes, Saccharomycetales, Saccharomycetaceae. The coding region runs from base 1 to 582 and encodes 193 amino acids. Gene Ontology annotation, molecular function: protein binding. The record is from RefSeq and is a predicted model, not a curated record. The transcript has a single exon.